Ostreobium quekettii is the source of this 309-nucleotide messenger RNA. NCBI's taxonomy places the organism in Eukaryota, Viridiplantae, Chlorophyta, Ulvophyceae, Bryopsidales, Ostreobiaceae. The record is from the annotation of a GenBank genome assembly.
AUGCUGGGGGUUAGAAUACCUGUCCAUUUUCUGUUAGAGGGGUGUCCGCAAACUAGCGAGAACCGUUUCUUGGCGGGCAUGGGCCUCGAAUCGCGCCGUUCAUGUGGACGAGGCCGCAGCUGUCCCGUGCCCUUGUUUGCAGUUGAUGGCGAGGGUAGGGGGAGGGAUGCGGAAGUGGUGCCGCUUGUCUGGCAGCGGCCAGAGGGCAGCAGCCGAGGUUGGAGGAUUUUUGUGUCGCGAGUUGAGCAGCCGCAGAGCGGGUGUUGGAGAGAUGGGCGGGGGUGCGUGUUCCAGAUGUUCAUGACAUGA